Messenger RNA from Vicia villosa (hairy vetch), 1409 nucleotides. RefSeq names its product GDSL esterase/lipase At1g29660-like. The transcript has 5 exons. Bases 60 to 1160 code for a protein of 366 amino acids. Gene Ontology annotation, molecular function: hydrolase activity, acting on ester bonds. The record is from RefSeq and is a predicted model, not a curated record. Lineage: Eukaryota; Viridiplantae; Streptophyta; Magnoliopsida; Fabales; Fabaceae.
AUCAACACACACUUCCAUUUCUCAUUCUUCUUAACAUAGCUAUUUUGAAAUCUAGAGAAAUGGCUGGUGAAACUAAAACAUUGUUUGGUUUGUAUCUUGUUCUCUUGGCUGCAUGCUACAUGCAGCAUUGUGUCAAUGGAGAAUCUCAAGUGCCUUGCCUUUUCAUAUUUGGAGACUCUUUCUCUGACAGUGGAAACAAUAACUAUAUUGAAACCACUGCAAACUCUGAUUACUUGCCUUUUGGUAUCGACUUUCCAACAGGACCAACAGGAAGAGCUACCAAUGGGAGAACCAAAAUUGACAUAAUUGGCGAACUACUUGGAUUUGAGAAAAAGAUUCCACCUUUUGCAAAUACCACUGGUUAUGACAUUCUGAAAGGUGUUAACUACGCAUCUAGUUCGGGUGGAAUUCUUUACGAGACCGGCAAAAAAACUGCGAUUAAUAAUAUCUACUUGGGAUUGCAAUUACAAAAUCACAAAAUUACAGUGUCCAGAAUUGUUGCCGAGCUUGGCGGUUUGGCACAAGCCAAAGAUCAUCUCUCAAAGUGCUUGUAUUAUGUUUAUAUGGGCACCAACGAUUACGCACUAAAUUAUUUCCAACCACAACACUAUUCAACAAGUAAACAGUAUAACCCUACCGAAUAUGCUCAACUUCUUAUUGACCAAUUAUCCAAUUAUCUACAGGUUUUGCAUAACAAUUAUGCAAGAAAACUCGUGCUAGUCGGGUUGGAUAAAAUAGGUUGCUCACCACUUGCCAUUUCUGAUGAAGGGAAACCUAUUGGAUCAUGUGUUGAAGAACAGAAUGAUGCUGCAUUAAUCUAUAGUCAGAAGCUUAGAUCUCUUGUGGAAGACUUCAAUUCCCUAGUUCUUUAUUCCAAAACUAUCUUCAUAAAUACCACGGCUUUAGUCCCUGACAGCUCCGUUGGUUUUACUGUUACAGAUAGAGCUUGCUGUCCCUUAAAAGCUAAUGGAUUCUGUUUCCCUGACUCAAUACCGUGCACUAAUAGAAAUGAAUACGUUUGGUUUGAUGGAAUUCAUCCCACGGAAGCUGUGAACAACUUUGUUGCAUUAGCUGCGUACAACAGCGCUGAUACUCCAGAUGUGACUUAUCCGUUGGAUAUCAACCAACUUGCUCAGUACGUUACUGGAAAGGGGACUUAGUCAGAAUGGUAUCUUUAAAAAAGCUAUGUUUGUUUGCAUGAAAUAAAGAUAAUUUUAAAUUAUCAUGUGUUAGUAAUAAGUUGUCGUUUUUCUUUUCGGUCAAUAAGCAAUUAUAUUGCAUAAGAAUGUCCUAGUCCUUAAUGUUGUCAUAAUGGCUUGGUUUGCUGGUUUGGUUUGAUGUUGGAAUUAUUUCCUUUUCGUUGUAAUAUGGUUAUUAUCUUUAAUGGAUAUGAGUCUCUUUGUGUUUAA